Molecule: messenger RNA, 1315 nt
Organism: Phragmites australis (common reed)
Lineage: Eukaryota; Viridiplantae; Streptophyta; Magnoliopsida; Poales; Poaceae
Exons: 4
Coding region: 119-1165 (348 amino acids)
Source: RefSeq, a predicted model, not a curated record
CAGGUAGGACUUACGAGUACAAGCUAGAAACCCUAGCUCGUCUCUAAAAAAAAAAGGGUAGAAACCCUAGCCAAUCCAGAUCAGAAAGCUUGGGGGCUGGAGCGAAGGGGAGAAGACGAUGACGACGAGGGAGCCGCACGAGGCGUCUCGGCGCGAGGGGCGCGACUCGCACGGGAGGCGCGACCACUCCUCGUCGAGGUCUCGGCGGGACGAUCCCAGCCCAAGGAGAAGGAGAGAUGACAGGAGGCAUGAAUCGGAAAGGGGUCACUACAGAAGUCGACAUCAAGAAAGCGUUAAGGCAGCGGACCGUGAUCAGAAGAGAAACAAAGAUGCUGCACAGCACGAUGAUCCUCUGAAUGCUGAGGCGAAAUCGCUGAGUGAUGCAAAGAAUGACCCGUCCGCGAGGCAUGAUAGGUCUCCAAGGGGAACCAAACGCUCUUCCGAGUCUAGAGAGACUUGGCGGCCUCGAUCUUUCUUUCAGCACGAUGAGCGUGGAAGUGCUGGGCAAGGUGGUCGACGCUAUGACCGUCAGGCUAGUAACUAUGGAGGACAGAGGGAUCAAAAGGAACGCCUUGUUGAUAGAGAUGAACAGAAGGCUGAUAAACACAGUUUGCAGGGAAUGGUUGAGCCGGCCCAGCAACAGAACGAUGGUGAUUCUACAUGGAAGCAUGAUCGAUUUCUCCAGUUGGAUGAAGAAGCACCCAUUGCCAAAAGGAGGCCGCCAUUUCAGGUGAUGAUGUCACGAGAGCAAGAGUCAGCUGAUGCUCCCUCUGUUACAGCACCGGAUUCUAGAACACGAAAUCCUGAUCAACCUGGGCCCACUUCUGCAAUGAGAGAAGAAAGGAGAAAUUAUCACAUGCAGGGAUUUCGAAAUCAUAGACCAUUCGUAAGGCCAGAUGAUCGAAGUUUCAGAAGGGGAUUUCCUGACCACAGGAGUGAUGGCCAGAGACAUGGAUAUGAUUCAAGGGGAAGAUUUGCUGGCAGGGGAGGAAUGGACAGAGACAGGUUUAACAACCCGUAUGGUGGGAGAAGCAACCUGUAUCAGGCAACUGGUGAUGAAGAAGAAAAAUGGAAGCAUGACCUUUAUGAUCAGACAAACAGGAGUCCGCCUCCAAAGACCGAGGAAGAGCAGAUUGCAAAAGUUGAAGCAUUGUUGGAGCUGUAGUAUUUAUCUUUUGUAUCUGUCUGGAGUUAUUUGUGAUGGCUAGAUUAUCAUUUACUUGGUUUCCUUGGUGUUGGAUGCUUUUUGUUUGCUUUGAUUUCGCAUGUCUAUGUGGAUUUUGGCAUCUUAUCAAGCCAUUUCAUUUGCAUGGAA